AUGGCAGACCUGCCUGCUGAUCGCUUGAGUACAGAUCCUCCGUUCACCUUUGUUGGAUUGGAUGUGUUCGGACCAUGGUGUGUCACCUCAAGGAGGACACGUGGAGGGCUAGCCAACAGUAAGCGUUGGGCAAUCAUCUUCACAUGUAUGAGCGUGCGUGCCAUACACAUCGAGGUCAUCGAAUCAAUGGAUUCAUCCAGUUUCAUUAACGCUCUAAGACGCUUCUUUGCAGUUAGAGGGCCUGUCAAACAGCUAAGGUCAGACUGGGGUACUAAUUUUGUUGGAGCCUGUCGAGAGCUUGGGAUCAGUUCCAAAGGCUGCAACAACAAGGAAGUGUCCAACUACCUGUCUGAUCAGGGCUGUGUAUGGCUGUUUAACCCUCCCCACUCUUCACACAUGGGGGGAAGCUGGGAGAGGAUGAUCGGUGUCACACGUCGGAUCCUUGACGCAAUGUUCCUCAAGCUUGGGUCUGUUCAGCUCACACAUGAGGUCCUGACAACAUUUAUGGCAGAGGUAACUGCAAUUGUCAAUUCCAGACCACUUACUUCAGUGUCCACAGAUCCAGACGAACCUCUCAUCCUCACUCCUGCUAUGCUGCUAACUCAGAAGAUUGCUGUACUCCCUGUUCCUCCUGGUAACUUUGAUGAUAGUAAUAUCUUCAGACGUCAGUGGCAUCAGGUUCAAAGCAUGGCCAACACAUUCUGGGAGAGGUGGAAAAGGGAGUACCUCAGUAGUCUACAAGGUCGAAAGAAAUGGAGAACGGAGAGACCUAAUCUCAUGGACGGAGACGUUGUUCUAAUGAAAGACAAUUCACUGAAGAGACAUGACUGGCCCACAGGACUGAUCACAAGGACUUUUCCAAGUGACGAUGGAAAGGUCAGGAAGGUCGAGGUGAAAGUUUUCAGAGACAGUGUUCCAAAACUUUACUUAAGGCCAGUGUCUGAAGUUAUACUCCUGUUGCAGAGAAACUCUGUCAAGUGA
Molecule: messenger RNA, 981 nt
Organism: Pundamilia nyererei
Lineage: Eukaryota; Metazoa; Chordata; Actinopteri; Cichliformes; Cichlidae
Exons: 1
Coding region: 1-981 (326 amino acids)
Biological process (GO): DNA integration
Molecular function (GO): nucleic acid binding
Source: RefSeq, a predicted model, not a curated record